Molecule: messenger RNA, 585 nt
Organism: Cetraspora pellucida
Lineage: Eukaryota; Fungi; Glomeromycota; Glomeromycetes; Diversisporales; Gigasporaceae
Source: the annotation of a GenBank genome assembly
AGUAAGUAUAAACCAAGUAUGACAGACAAUAGUUCAAGUUUAAUAAAUAAGCAGGGCUCAGAGUUAACGAUACAAGAUAUUACAUGGAAAAUGAUUGAAUCAGCACAAAUCAAAAUAAUAAAAGAGGCCUUUCGUCUUCGAUAUAAAAAAGAUAAUAAGCUUGUUAGUGAAUAUGCUGAAUAUGUAAAAAAUUUGCAUAAUGCUGACAAUCAAGAUGAGUAUAUAAAAUAUAUAGCAAUAACGCUUUUCCUAAAUGAUGAAGCAUAUAAUAGAAGAAUGUUAAGAUAUAGAAAAUGGUAUCAAGAAAUUGAGGAAGCUGUUGAGAAUGUAUUUAUAGAUGAUAUAGGUGCAACAAUAGCACAUAUUCGUGGUGCUAAUGCAGGAGGUAUAAUGGGUGCAGUUACUUCUUUCCCAAAUGUUCCACUUGGACAUACAGGUGCACAAAUUAUCCCUGCUCGAAAUGUUGCUGAAGAUUGGACAAUAGCAGGAGGAUGCCCAACUAAUGCAGUACCAGUUGCACCAAAUGCUAAAGGAGGUAUUCCUAUUAUUCUAGCAGGAAUUCGAUCUGGACAAAGGCUUUGGUAG